AUGGGGAACAGUUUGGGAGAUUGUGGUUGCAGUGAUGCAAAAGAUGCAAUCAAAGGUGGUCCUUCUGCACCAAAGCAACAACAUGUCGGCGUUCCUCCGACGACAAAAGUGGAGGACGAUGCUGUGGUUGUAGGACCUGAUCGGGCUAUCCAGGCCUUGAUCAAAUCGAUUGAAGAAAUGAGAGAAAACCAUCGUCAAGGGUCAUCUGGAGGUUCCCGUGCGUCAAAACAAGAAAAACCAAAGAAUGAGGAGAGAGGAGGUUCAUCACUAAGCCAGGGUCGUCCAGGGCAAAGCUUUUAG
Messenger RNA from Prunus armeniaca (apricot), 300 nucleotides. The record is from the annotation of a GenBank genome assembly. NCBI's taxonomy places the organism in Eukaryota, Viridiplantae, Streptophyta, Magnoliopsida, Rosales, Rosaceae.